CCUCACUCACGUCCCGCACCCCCAGCGAGGCCGGGAGAGAGCCGCCAGCAGCUGCCUGCGAAGACUGGCCCGCGGGUGCUGGGGCCCACCACCCCGGAGCGCCCAGAGGCCCCUGCAGGGCCCACCGCGGAGGACCAGGCGGCCACCGUCAUCCAGUGCGCCUUCCGGCGGCUCCGGGCGAGGGCGGAGCUCGCCCGCCGCCGCGCGGAGCGCCAGGAGUACCUGGAGCAGAUGGAGCGGCUGCAGCGGGAGGCCUUCCUGACCCUGGUGCGCCGGGAGCGGGAGGCGGCCCGCCGCCAGCGGGAGGAGGAGGCGAAGGCCGAGCAGCGGCGGCAGGAGGAGCGGCAGCGCCAGGCGCGCCUGCUGGACGCGGCCUUCGACGGCAACCUGGGGGAGAUCACCGCCAUCCUGCGGGAGGUGGAGGAGCUGCUGACCCGCGAGGGCGUGGGCCGCGACGAGGCCGGCCUGGUGAGGCGGCGGCAGCAGCGCGUGGCGCUGCUGGAGUGCGAGGACGCCCGUGGGAACACACCGAUGUCCGAGGCGGCGGCGGGCGGGCAGCCCCUGGCGAUCAGGCUGCUGGCGGAGCAGGGCGCCAGCCCCAACUGCAAGGGCGCCUUCGGCCGGACGCCGCUGUACCGAGCCGCCUUCGGCGGCCACCUGGAGGCUGUGGAGGUGCUUCUGGAGCUCGGAGCAGACCCCCGCGUGUACGCGGACGACGGGAGCACCCCGGAGCAGGUGGCCUCGCUGGACGCCGUGGCCGGCGCGCUGCGGUCCUGGGACCUGAGCCUCACGGAGGCCAUGCUCCGGAACAUGGAGGCCGAGCGGCAGCGCCGGGCCCAGGAGGCCGAGCGGCACAGGGAGGCGGAGGCCCAGCGCAUGAACCUCAAGGUGCAGCAGCUGGCGAAGGAACAGCAGCAGCGCCACAAAGAACUGCAGCAGGCCUACUGCGAGCUGAACCGCAGGAUCGCCGAGCACGACAAGUGUGAGCGGAGGCGUGCGGGCCUGGCCGAGCUCACGCUGCAGGCCAUCAAGGACGCAGAGGCCCAAGUGGACAGGCUGCGGCUGGAGGCCCAGAAAGCCGAGGAGACCCUGGCCCUGGCCAGACUGGAGCUGCGGGAGCAGACCCAGCAGGGGGAGGAGGAGCCCCCGGGGCUGGCGUGCCAGGUCGCCGAGCUGCACGACGUGCUGAUGAAGGAUGUGGGCGGCCGCCUCCGCGCCGACGGCCGGUGGCCUCUCGUCAUCGACCCUUCGGGCCAGGCGGCUACCUUCUUGCGCUAUCAGGACACCAACUAUUUGGACACCUUGAACCCGGACCACCUGCAGCCCGAGCGGGUCCGGCUGGCGCUGCUGGGAGCACUCAGGUACGGGAAGCCGCUGGUGUUUGACCUGCGGGAGGUGGACCUGUUCCCGGUGGUGCAGCAGCAGCUGGAGGCGGUGCAGCCGGGCCUGGCGCAGGAGCUGCUGAGCCGCCGGCUGCUGCAGCAGGACAGGUACCUGUCUCUGCUCCGGCCCGAGGACGGGCCGGAGUACGGCCCCACCCAGUUCCAGGAGGCGCGCCUGGAGCAGUUCUGCCUCUUCUUCGUCACCAAGGCCCGGUGGCCCCCCGCCGAGCAGCUGCAGGUCCUGCUCCCUGUGCGAGUGCAGCUGCCCAGUGGGGGCCGGUAGCGCCCGGCACCAAUAAAGCGAAGCCCUCAGUCGGCC
Phyllostomus discolor (pale spear-nosed bat) is the source of this 1701-nucleotide messenger RNA. RefSeq names its product IQ motif and ankyrin repeat containing 1 (gene IQANK1). Gene Ontology annotation, molecular function: protein binding. NCBI's taxonomy places the organism in Eukaryota, Metazoa, Chordata, Mammalia, Chiroptera, Phyllostomidae. Gene Ontology annotation, cellular component: cytoplasm; nucleus. The record is from RefSeq and is a predicted model, not a curated record. The transcript is spliced from 12 exons. The annotation marks the transcript as partial. Gene Ontology annotation, biological process: regulation of barbed-end actin filament capping.